Messenger RNA from Carassius auratus (goldfish), 3866 nucleotides. RefSeq names its product transcription factor Sp3-like. Lineage: Eukaryota; Metazoa; Chordata; Actinopteri; Cypriniformes; Cyprinidae. The coding region runs from base 963 to 2873 and encodes 636 amino acids. The transcript has 6 exons. The record is from RefSeq and is a predicted model, not a curated record. Gene Ontology annotation, biological process: regulation of transcription by RNA polymerase II. Gene Ontology annotation, molecular function: RNA polymerase II cis-regulatory region sequence-specific DNA binding; DNA-binding transcription factor activity, RNA polymerase II-specific.
UUAGGUUAUUCUGGCUGGACAGGAGACACCCGGUUGAAGAGGUUAAACGACUUUUUACAAAGUAAAACUUUUCUGAGAAAGAACAUUUUGAGGACGAAUUGUUCAGACUUGGCGAUAUUAUCAAAUUGCUCAAAACAGCCAUAUAAAAUGUAAUUGUGAUGUUAAUGAGUACAGGACAAGUGAAAGAUGAACUGUAUGAGGCGGUAGAUUACUAUGAUGAUACAGUUGGCCCCUAAGGACAUCCGGAGUCACAGCUGUUUCCUCAAAGCGCUGUUUACUCAGGUGGUUAAACCGACACAUAAACUCGGGCACGCGAUACUUAUCAGGGCUGCACUGUGGAUCAAAACGAAACUAGUUAAAUUAUAUACGUAGCAAACAUCUUAGUCUAAUCUUUCACAUUGUGUGAAAAAUAAAAUAUUUCGUGAAACGUUUUAAUUUGACUGUACAUCAAUGUUCUGACACUGUACUGAAUGUUUCACAAUACGUCUAGUAGUGUGAAGGCCAUCGGAGUUGCAACUAACUUCCUGCCAUACGUCAACAAUUCCAGCUAGACUUCCAAAGACUCUCCGCAGCUGCUGCGAAACGAACAACAAACAGGAAACGCUCUUGCCACGAGAUUGACAGACGUCUGGCUUUGACCACUCCGCGUCCAGGGGAUCGAAUCACGCGGCCAAUCACGUCGUAGAAGAAAGGCGGGUCUUCCGUUUACGUAACGCAAAUUUCACUGGUAAUCUCCGAAGCCCCACCCUUUGUGUUUCCCGCACCGUCAAUCAAAAAUAAGAAAAAAAUCGACCCGAAUCUCCGAUCACAGCCCGCCUUUGAUUAAAACAAUCAUGUUGGGAGUUUAAAUGAACAGAUAAACCUCCGAUUUUUUACCUUUUCACGCUAUGACUGGUACGUAACACUUAGCCCGAUCGAAGCACAUCACCGCCGCCCCAGAACAGUCAGCCAAACAGCAGGAAAUGGCUGCCUUGGACGUGGACAGCAGUCAGAGCGACUUUCUGCAGCCGGCCAGCGGCGCUCAUGACCAGCAGACCACAGACCUCACGGCCAUCCAGUUGACUGGCUCCUCUGAUCGCUGGGAGGUUCUCACGUCUGUGGGCUCAGUGAAAGACGAGCCAGCAGUAGUGCAGGUACCCAGCGGAGGACUUCUGGGCAGCAACGGGCAGUAUGUGGUGCCACUACAGACUAUGGCAGGGCAGACCCAGCCCGUUUUUGUAACUGCGGGGGUAGAUGGCACUGGUGCCAAUGGGGUGCAGUAUCAGGUCAUCCCUCAGCUGCAGGGGACAGAUGGGGCAUCACUAAGCUAUGCUGCACCCACUGCAGAUGGAAGCACGCUGGGUACUGACAUUACUAUCCUUCCGGAUGGGACGCAGGGCAUUGCUACAGCAACCAAUGCUAAUGACCUCCAGGGCCUACUGAGUCAAAGUGGGCACAUGCAGCAGAUUCCCACCAUCUCACUGGCUGGCUCGGGGUUUGGCGCACAGGGCCAGGUUGUUGCUAAUGUAGGGCUGCCGGGCAACAUCACGCUAGUGCCGAUAAAUAGCUUGAGUAACGUGGAUCUUGAGUCUUUGGGGUUGGCUGGUGCUCAGACCAUAGCUACAAGCAUUACUGCGGAUGGCCAGCUCAUCAUGACUGGUCCCACCACCUCAACAAGCGAAAACCAGGGAGACAGCAAAUGCACAGAGUCACUUAAUGCCAACGACGAUAACGCUAAUGCCUUUGUGCCAACCACCACUUCUUCUACGACGACGUCGCUCCCUGAGACGAUAGACGGGACUGGCAUUCUCACUCAAGCCACUGCUGUAUCAGCCGGGCAGCAGGAUCCAUCUUACAUCCAGCAGAACCACACGGCUGGUGGUGAACCGAUGGUGCAGCUCUUAACAGCGCAGACGGCGGAUGGAGCGGCACAGACACUACAAAGCGUGCAGCUGUUGAAUGCUGGUACGUUUCUGAUCCAAGCCCAAACCGUCUCUCCCACCGGCCAGAUCCAGUGGCAGACCUUCCAAGUUCAAGGGGUUCAGAACCUGCAGAAUCUACAGCUGCCGGCUGCUAGUGGGGUCUCAUCCCCUCAAAUUACCCUUGCCCCUGUGCAGACCCUUUCUCUCGGGCAAACUGGCACCACGGGCGCAGUGGGACAGAUCCCGAACCUUCAGACAGUCACAGUCAAUUCUGUUGGCCAGUACCAGCAAGACCAGAACGCAGAAAGCCACUCAGAUAUUCAAAUUAAAGAGGAGCCGGAGUCAGAUGACUGGCCAAAUUCCACCCUGAACACCAGUGAUUUGUCACAUCUGCGUGUGCGGUUGGUUGAGGAGGAUAAGGAGGGGACAGGCCUGGAGGGAAAGAGACUACGUAGAGUAGCCUGCACUUGCCCCAACUGCAAAGAGGCUGGAGGAAGAGGUUCAAGUAUGGGAAAGAAGAAACAACACAUUUGUCAUAUCCCAGGGUGCGGUAAAGUAUAUGGGAAGACAUCUCACCUCCGAGCUCACCUGCGCUGGCAUUCAGGAGAAAGACCCUUCAUUUGCUCGUGGAGUUACUGUGGAAAGAGAUUCACCCGCAGCGACGAACUCCAGCGUCACCGCAGAACACACACGGGAGAGAAGAAGUUUGUGUGCCCAGAGUGCUCAAAACGUUUCAUGCGCAGCGACCAUUUGGCCAAACACAUUAAAACUCACCAGAACAAAAAAGGGCUAAACUCCAACACUGGGGCAAGUCAAACUGAUGCUGCUGCCUCCUCGGACACCAUCAUCACAGGGGGUGGUGCCACUCUCAUCCUCACCAAUCUACAGCAGGCUGGCACCCAGGACCUUCUUUCAAACUCCGACCUCCCGCUCCAGUUGGUCACCGUGUCUGCCAGCGAGGUCAUGGAGUGACCAAAAUCAUGCCCACUUUCAAGCUCGUCUGCUUUUCACUAUCAAUUUUUAUAUAUAUAUAUAUAUAUAUAUAUAUAUGAUAAAAAAAAUUAUAUAUAUAUUAUAAAUAUAUAUAUUUUAAGUGACUUAUCCAUUUAUGUUCAAUAGCAGUCUUUUGUACAAACAAGGCAAAAAAAUGACAUUAAAUGUGUUUCCAGUUUCUACUGAGAGAGACAUGCAUGCACGCACACGUGUAUGCAUCUACAUGCUCAUAUGAACUCGCGCUCAUACACAAGUACAUACACGGAAAUGCCUUAUUUUGUAUCAUAAUCUGUAGUAUAAUAUGCUGGAGUUGCAUGUGUUUUUACUUUAGCUCAUAUAUGUGUUCAGGGGACGAUCAUUAGAGCGUGUGAUUGUGUAAUGGAGGUUAUGGUACAUGGAAAGCCAGGAUGUGUGUGCGUGAGAGUGUUCUGUGAGAAUGAGAGCAGGAGAAGGACACAGUCUGCUGUGAGGGAGACUUACUCAUGAUCUGUCCAAUUUUAUCCUCCUUCCUCUCGGCUGGCCUUUGUCCAAAUGUGUCUUCACUCUUGCUUCAAUUUUUAUUUGGUGUCAUGUUAGUGGUCUUUGUGCUUUCGGUCACAUGUCCUCUGGAUCUUGUCCAAGGAUCUUCUGAUUUCAUUGUUCUGCUACCCACAUGCAACUCAACAAGACAUCAGGUGGCAGAGUAAAACAAUCGUGUAAUAAACAGUUUUUCUUGUAUCGUUGCUCUUAUUGCUCUCCAGAUUAUCCCUGUAACAUUCAUAAUGUAUCUUCCUUUUUUUUUCUUCAGCCCCAAGCUGUUUAUAGCCACAAUUUAUGUAGUCUAAUACUGAUUCUGUUGUAUCAAAGACUCCUCAUUUUGAUUACCUUUUAAAUGUGUACAAUUUGAUGUUACUUUUGUACAACUUUUUUUUUUCUUUUUCAAUUGCAACACAAUUAAAGUCGGAAACCUUCCUAUGACUUCAUAACUAAAAA